Molecule: messenger RNA, 1116 nt
Organism: Plutella xylostella (diamondback moth)
Lineage: Eukaryota; Metazoa; Arthropoda; Insecta; Lepidoptera; Plutellidae
Source: RefSeq, a predicted model, not a curated record
CGUACUUGAUAAAAGUUGGACAUUUCAAAAUUAGAAAAAACUCUAGAUCGAUUAGGUCUUUCUUAUUUAUUUUAAGUUUAUUAUAAUACUUAUAUUAAAUUGGUAGACCACGAGUACAUCACGCCAUCAUCAUGUUCCUUGGGAGUCUUAUUUUUACGGUAUUUUUCAUAUGUUACUGCAUGAGCACAACGCUGCUAGACUCGAAGGAAGAUGGCAAAGAGAUCCGGAUUCCGUUCCCGGACAGAGUCCUGAACUCGGUCCUGGGCCGAUUGGAGCGCAAUCGACAAGAGAGGAUGCAGGCAGCGGGUGUGGACUUGGAUUGCGACGAUCCUUUAGAAAUAUUGCCAGAAUACACCGAAUCUUUGAGCGACAAUUCCCGGGAACGUAGCUUGAGACAAAUGGCGUUUCCAUCGCAGAAGCAUUUUCCGAUUUGCCACUUGGAGCGGAAAAUAAGAAGACUGAACACAAUCGAGUACGAAUACCGACCAGCCUUCUACGAGGAGGUGCGAUGCGUCGAACGCUCCCCGGAAAACGACAUAAACAAUGAGAUUUGCUCCAGCCUCGGAUUCUCUUGCAUACAAUGGAACAAAACAAUACAUUUAACAAGAAGGAGAUACACAAGUGACUGCUGGGAGACCAAGACGAUGGUGAUUCCAGCUGGAUGCGAGUGCAUGUGGCCCGUGCACCGCCUCGGAGACAUGAAGGUCCAUAUACGGAGUCAAUAAAUAGACAAGAUAAACUCGGCAUUGCUAUAGGAAAAAAAACCUGAAUAAUUCAACUGAUUAGGCAUAAGUUUUAGCUAGCUCAUUACAUAGACAAUAGAAAUAUAUUAUGCAUAGGUAUUUACUUACCUAUUAUUGUAAUUAGUUUUACCCGUCAAUGGUUAUGAUUAUGUCUGUAAUAUAAGUACUUAAGUAAGGGUUUAUCAGACGCGUUGUUAAUUAUUUAUAUUCAAAUUUACUGUCACAUUAUACCUAUGUAGAUAAAAUUAAUUUAGAACUAAACUUAGUAGGUAGAUUUGUACCUAAGUAACUACUUGUACCUACCGAGUAAAAUACCUGGCCAUAGUACAGGGUACAGGGUAUCCUAGGUUUAGAACCAGGACCAGGAUACAUU